AUGAAGGAAUUUGAGUGGUAUAGGAAACCGAUGUCAAAGAAUAUCCUUCUGCAUUCUCGAAGUGCACAUCCAUUGUACAUAAAGGCCAACAAACCUUAUCACAACGAAGACAAGGACACUAGAGAAUCAGGAGAGAUGGAUCGAAAAAUUGCAAGAAUUUUGGAAGAGAACGGCUACACGACGGAUCAACCAAGAACAUGGCGUCCUUUCUUUGCUGCGAGAGGAACACCGCUAGUUUUACCGUAUGUCAAUGAAAGAGUAGCAAAGAAGGUGAACGAUGUCGUCAAGUCUUCAGGUCUUCCAGUCCGAUUGAUAUUUCGACCACCCGCGAACUUGAAAAGCUUGCUGACAUCAUCACGGAUUUAUGAAGAAAAAUGUGGAGGAGGAACUGUUCGUACUGUGUCGAUCAAAAAAUUUGUCAGCUACGCGGGACAGUAUAUUUGGUCACAUGCGAAGGAUGCGGUCAGAAGUACGUCGGAAUCCAUUAUCCUACCCAGGAAGUGCGUUCUCGCGUCAUCGUGUGCUGUGCCACCGUCAAGAAGCACCCCCUUCUUAAAAGUUGCCAUAUUACACCGCACGAAGGAUGCCCCAUUGGAGAGAAAACUGCUUGAAGCGCUCGCUAUCAAGAGUUUAUCACCAGAAAUGAACAACAGGGAUGAGCUAAUGGAGGCAUUAAAAUUGAUAUCAUAG
Molecule: messenger RNA, 690 nt
Organism: Haemonchus placei
Lineage: Eukaryota; Metazoa; Nematoda; Chromadorea; Rhabditida; Trichostrongylidae
Source: the annotation of a GenBank genome assembly